This is a messenger RNA of Brassica rapa (field mustard), 4830 nucleotides long. RefSeq lists its product as uncharacterized. The record is from RefSeq and is a predicted model, not a curated record. Gene Ontology annotation, biological process: proteolysis. Gene Ontology annotation, molecular function: cysteine-type peptidase activity. NCBI's taxonomy places the organism in Eukaryota, Viridiplantae, Streptophyta, Magnoliopsida, Brassicales, Brassicaceae.
ACUACUUUAUGUCCUAUUAGACUAAUUUUUUCGAAAAUGGCAGUAAUGCCCUUAAAAUUGUAAUUUUUUGAAAAAGAUAAAUAAUGAGUUCGACAAGCGGGAUCGAUCGAUCCAGAUUUACAAGUUACAGUGGAUCGCUCGAUCCCGAUAAUUAUUCAGAACAAAAAAAAACGCGAAAUAUAUACUGAUCGACCUGGUCCAUUUCACUCGAUCGGCGAAGGUCGAUUCCUUACAGAUCGACCGAUCCACUAAGAAUAGAUCGAUCGAUCCCGUGCCCAGGAAAGAAUCCCAAAUCGAUUUUUUUGGUUUUGUAUGAUUAUAUCCGGGUUGAUUCCCACUUGAUUUGAACCGACCAAGCAUGAUUUCAACUUUUUAAGCUCGAUUUCUCUGGGACAAAACCCUUAAUUUCCCAUUCACGAACAAAGGGAGAGAAAAUCAAAUUCUCACCCAAAGUUCAUUAACCCUAACUCACUCAAUUCUCUGAUUUGGACGAUUAUUUGGCCUAACUCAUACAAUUUCGUGAGCUUUUUACGAAUCUAUCACUCUUUAGUUCGUUCUGCAAAGGUAUGAAACUCUAUCUCCACUUCUUUUUAGAGUUUGAAAUUAGAAAGGUAAAAGGUAGAUUUUUGAGUUAGUUAAGAUAUUUAGACUUCAAUCAUGUGUUAAGGUGAUGAUUAGAGAAGAUUUUGUACACAAUCAUGGUUUAAAUCAUAUUUUCGGGAUAGAUUUAGGGAUUUUAGGUUUUUGUUAUUAAUAGAUAUAUGUUGUAUUGUUUUCAAAUUUCAGGUAUGGAGUUGGAGUUGCCUAAUCGUUUAUACGGUGAGGGAUUGGAACCUCAGGUUAAGAAGAUUAAUAACAGCUGCCGACUAAAACUUCUCGAGUUGCUAAAAGAAAAAAUGGAACCAGAAUUCGAUGAAGUUAUGAAAGAUCCCAUUUUUUCACAGAUUAUGGUUAUCCAGAAGAAUGAUCUGAAGUUUUCGGCGAGGUUGGUACACUCUUUUUUGUGUAAGGAGUUGAUGACAAGCAAGAGACAUGAGAAGUGGUUCACUUUCGCUAGGAGACCUCUGCGUUUUGGAUUGCAAGAGUAUCAUGCUGUCACUGGUCUGAAAGUGAAGCGAGAGAAUAACAGUGGGCUAGUGACAUGGAAAGACGAUAAUGGUUUUUGGAGCAAGCAGAUAAAGACAAAUGGAAAAAUAAAUUUGCAGAUCAUAAAAAAGAAGCAUUUGGAAGAGAGCAAUACCUGGACUUGGGUUGAUAGGGUGAGACUGAUAUAUCUUUGCGUUAUUAUGGGUGUGGUGAUGGGAAAGGAUGAGAAGGUGAAUAUCCCGCAUCUGUACAUGAAGUUGGCGAUGGAUUUGGAGAAGCUUCGGAAUUAUCCAUGGGGUCUGUAUUCGUUUGAUUUCCUUCUGAAGCAAAUUGAUAAAACAAGGCAUAAAUUAGAGCAGAAAGAGGGGUAUCUGAUGGAAGGAUUCUUGUUUGGUUUCCAAAUUUGGAUAAUGGAAGCUGUUCCUGCUUUAGGAGAGAUUUGUGGCACAAAAGUCAGUAAAGAUUUUACAGGUCCACUGUGUGGUAAUUGGAGAGGAUGUGCAAAAUGUUCUUAUGAAGAUAUCAUUGGCGUUGAGAACUUAUUCCCAGAAAACGGAAUUUUGCAUUCAUUCAUGGAAUCCCACAUAGAUGGAGUGGUCCUUUUGGCAACUGAUUUUGUACAGAAGGAUGAGAAGAAAGAUGAAAGAGUAGAUCGUAUUUUAGAUAUGAUCAAUAGUAAACAUGAUUGGAACAAUCAUGUUUGGGGAGUAAAAGAAGGUACGAACUCUGAAUUUGAGGAAUCUGGCGAAGAGAAAGGAGAGGAUCAAACAGCUGAUACUGAGAGAGGUGAAAAUAGUCAUGUUGCAGGGAAUGUUGAUGGCACAGCUGAUGUUUCGGGAAGAAACAAGAGAAAGCAUGCAGACCGAGGAGCAGAGUCAAGGAAAAAGAAUGUUUUGUGCCACCUAGCUGCUUCAUCAAAAGGAAAUAUUGACACAGAUAUGAAAAAUUUCUUGGAGGAUCUGGUACAAGCUUCUUUUACUGCUUUUGGGGAGAAAUUCUGUCAGCAGUUCUCGGACAGGUUGGGUAAGAUUGAGACUGAGGUUACACAACUCAGGACAGCUUCAGAGAGAACUGAGCAAUUUGAGACCGUUGUAACCGACAGAUUGGGGAAAAUUGAGGCUGAGGUUACACAGCUCAGGACAAGUUUAGUGGUGACUGAAUUGGUGGGAAAGAGUGAUCAAGCAAGCGGUCCUAGCUUGACCAAAAUCAACAGUGGUCCUAGCACCAGCAAAAAAGGAACUGCUCCAACAAAGAAAAAGGCUGUAAAAAACCAAGAGUUAAAGACUGCUGAUUCGUGUGUCAAUUUACCUCGUGCAAAAGUUACUCAAUCAUCAGCUAGUGAUCUUCGUAUGGGUACACAAGAGUUUUUGGAAAGUUGCAUGAAGAACCUUCCAUUAGACACAUUUGUGAAAGGUUUGAAUCCUUCUCAAGCUAAAGUCGAAGAUUCAUUGGAUUGGUUGGAACUUCCUAAAUCAUUGAAGAAGCCAACAGAUUCAUUGGAACUUCAAAAAUCAUUGAAGAAGCCAGCGGUCCGAUUAGAUGACCGAGAUAUAGAGCUAGACGGCGAAAAUUUCCCUGAUCGCUGCUUGGUGUUUGUGCAUCCUACAGAUUUUAAGAAGAUGCAGGACUGGCAAGAUACACGAACAGCUAUACAGAUUGGUCCUUCUAUGUUAGACGGUGAUCUAGCCGGACGUAUUAUGUCUGCCAGCAGUUGGCUUAAAAACUACGAAAUUGAUGCUAUAAUGUAUGUUUUCCGGGAAAGAACAACAUUGAAACGAUGGAACGUAGAUCGUGUUGCUUUCAUGACAUGCGUCUUCAGCGACCUCAUUGCUAAGGAUUACCAGAAUUUCUGUAAGGGAAUUAAAAAAUACACUAUGGAUCCAUUACUACUGCAAUACGGUAAAGGUGAACUGCCUUCCCAUGGAAGAACACAAAUGUUGUGGAAUGUCGAUGUGGAUCGGAUGUACGUUCCUGUCUGGGUCAAUUGCAACCAUUGGAUUGCUUUAUGCAUCAGUUUUGUGACUAGGAAUAUCCAGGUGUUUGACUGCGGGGGUAAAAAAAAAAUCAAGGAAGUGGAAGCUUUCGCGCAGCUUAUUCCUCGGAUUGUCAAGGCCGUGCAGUCAUUGACAAUACAGAAGCAUCUCCACAUCACUCCGUACAAUGUUUCCUAUGUACCUAUGAGUGGUCUUAACCGACUUCAAUGUCAUUGUGGUGUGUACACUAUAAAACACAUCGAAUGCCACGUGCUUGGGUUGGACAUAUUUAUGGUGAAUGAUGAGAACAUCUGGGGAGCUCGGAUAAAGAUUAUGUGGGAUCUAUGGGAAGCAGCUAAUGAUCUAGAACUGAUUGAGAGAAUGUCAAAGUAUGAACCUAUUAAGUGUAGUAAGCCUGCCGAGUAUGUUGAGAUUGAUGAUUUAUGAUUUAUUGUUGGUUAUGCUUUUUUAAACUUAUUUUGUAAUGAUUUUAGGAGUUUGUGUUUUAAUGGUUUUUUUCUAUAUACAGUACUUGAUCUUACAAAAUAAAAGACAACAUUAACAAUUGCGAAUCCGGUAAAUCUAAGUAUAUCGAUCGAUCUGUUCCAUUACGCUCGUUUGGCAAAGCUUGAUCAGGGUUCGGGAUCGAUCGAUCUGUCUUUCGGAUCGAUCGAUCCCGAACCCUGAGCAUUAUGCAGAACAAACACAAAACGCGCAGCAUCUUUUGAUCGACCUGUUCCAGUACGGUCGUUCGGCAAAGCUCGAUCGCUUUCAGAUCGAUCGAUCUGUCUUUCGGAUCGAUCGAUCCCGUACCCUGAGCAUUAUGCAGAACAAACAGAAAACGCGCAGCAUCUUUUGAUCGACCUGUUCCAGUACGCUCGUUCGGCAAAGCUCGAUCGCUUUCAGAUCGAUCGAUCUGUAUUUCGGAUCGAUCGAUCCCGUACCCUGAUAAGUCUAUUUUAUGGUUUUCAUCGGUUAAAUCCGGUUUAAUACCCACUUAAAUUGAACCGGAAUAACACGAUUUUACUCAUAAAAUCGUGAUUGUGAGAUCAAAACCUCACUUUUAUCUUCUUCCCCAAUUUUUCUUGAGAGAAUGGAAUCAAAACCCCCUUCACAAAUCCUAUCUCUCUCGAUUUAACUCCGAUUUGGACGAUUCUUGAGCCUAACCCACACGAUUUCGUGAGAUAAUUCCGAAUCUACCACUCUUUCGGUCGAUCUGUGAAGGUAUGAAACUCUAUCUCUACUUUUAUAGUUCGAAAUUUAAAUAGCAAAAAGUGAAAUUUUAGUGUUUUUAAGUCGUUUUGGCUUAAAUCGUGUGUUAGGGUGAUGAUUAGUGACGAUUUUCCAUAUAGCUCUUGCCUUAAUUCGUAGUUUUAAGUUUGAUUUAAAAAUUUAGGGUUACUUAUUUUAUAAAAAAAUUCCGAAAAUUGGGAAUUAAUAGAGUGAGAUUACUGAUGCUGUAAUGUUAGUUGUUGAGUUGCAUAGGUGUUGAAUCAUUGUCCAUGUCAAUUUACUCAGUUUUACAUUUGAGAACUCAUUUGUAAAGGUUUGUGUGCAGAAAAUGGUAAAAAAAGGACUACCGAAAAAGACCAAGGAAACAGCUGCUUCGACCUCGGCGCAGCCCGAAAGUGAUGAGCCUCGGGAAGCAGCCCCUUGGCCUCGUGACCCAUUGACUCCAUUCUCUAAACUCCCUACAAUUCAUAACCGACAAAUCUCAAGUAAGAAGGAGUUGAGAGAACUUGCAUCCUACGCACACCGCGAUUACUAUGCU